Biomphalaria glabrata is the source of this 5750-nucleotide messenger RNA. RefSeq names its product probable E3 ubiquitin-protein ligase HERC4. The coding region runs from base 229 to 3372 and encodes 1047 amino acids. Gene Ontology annotation, biological process: protein ubiquitination; ubiquitin-dependent protein catabolic process. NCBI's taxonomy places the organism in Eukaryota, Metazoa, Mollusca, Gastropoda, Planorbidae. The record is from RefSeq and is a predicted model, not a curated record. Gene Ontology annotation, molecular function: ubiquitin protein ligase activity. The transcript has 29 exons.
AAUCUAACUAAAACUAGUUCUAGAAUUGUAGAUAACAUAUUCUAGUCUAGAUUUAGAAUUAGAUUAUAGAAUCUAGAUUAUUUCUUCUAUUUCUUAAUUUCUAGAUCAUGCAAUUCAGAAUUCGCUGAAAUUUCUAGUGCAAACCGUGCCACGAAAUAGAUAUACUCUAGCUAUCACUAGAUUAUAGACCUAGAUAUAAAAGCAGCCAAAAAGACUGCAGUUUAUACAAUGUCAGCCAUUUUUGCAUGGGGAGAUGAUAACUCAGGAGCUCUUGGACUUUGCAGCUCAGAUAAUAGGACAAUAUGUUCUCCUAGCCAGAUUCACUCAUUAAAUGGGAAAGAAAUACAAAGUAUAAGCAGUGGUACAGGUCAUACAUUGGUGUGUUUGAAAGAUGGCAAAGUUCUUAGCUGUGGUUAUAAUGACUUCAGACAAUGUGGUCGAGAUAUUCAACUUAACAAGCUAGGUGAAGUUGGAGAAGGUCUACAGCCCCAUCAUGUGAUUCAAGUGGCUGCUGGAGCCUCACAUAGUGUUGUACUCACUCAAGCUCAUGAAGUUCUUACAUGGGGCAAAAAUACUGAGGGUCAGUUGGGAAGGGGUGAUGUGGAAGAGAACUUCACAGGUACACCUAAGUUAAUAAAAUCUCUAGCUGUUCAUUGUGUGGUGCAAAUAUCUUGUGGUAAUGACCAUACAAUGGUUUUAACAAAUGAAGGAUGUAUUGCUACAUGGGGUUCCAAUUCAUUUGGUCAGUUAGGAAUCGGUCUAGAUCAACACCUGUAUAAAUAUAGAAAUCAGCCUUGUUUUAUUGCGUGUUUGAAAGGAUUACCAAUUGCUCAAGUGGCUGCAGGAGGCAAUCAUUGUCUGAUCCUAUCCAAGUCAGGAGCCAUCUUUGGAUGGGGAAGAAACAGUUUUGGUCAGCUGGGAUUAAAUGACACAAUUGAUUUCCAUUCACCUAACCAAUGUAGACCAUUGCGCAGUCAAAGAAUCAAAUAUAUUUGUUGUGGUGAAAAUCAUACUGCUUGUCUUACAGUGGAUGGUAGAGUGUUUACCUUUGGUGCAGGAACAUAUGGUCAACUAGGCCAUGGUAGUUGCAACAAUGAGAUCUUACCUAGGCAGGUGAUAGAGUUGUCAGGAAGUGAGGUGUCACAGAUUGCUUGUGGAAGAAAUCACACAUUGGCCUUGAAUGCCAAAUCUGGACGCUUGUAUGCUUUUGGAUUAGGUGGAGUUGGCCAGCUUGGGCUUUCAACAACAGAUAAUAAAAACACUCCAGUUUUUAUACCAUGUCCAUUUGUCUUAAAAAAUACACAACAUUCAUUGAUGCAGGAAAAGAAUCAAGGUCUAAAUUUGAAAGUGAAAAGUAUAUAUGCAGGUGGUGAUCACAGUUUUGUAAUUACUCAAGAUCAGUGUCAACCUGAAGAUUACAGAAAAGAAGAUCCAGCAAGGCAGAUAUUAACAUUAACUCCUGAAAGAAUUAAGAUGCUUCGGUCUCUGCAGAAAAAUGAAACUCUAUCAGAUGAUAUUAAUGAGAUUAUCCAGAUUUUUUCAAGUGCUUCAUGUCUCAAUGGCUCAUUUCUUUUAGAUGAUGAUAAGCACUACAAUACUACCAGUAAAAAACAUGGUGUAGACAUGAUUGCUGUGAGAAAAUUUUUUCAAGACCUAUCUACAAUUUCCAAUGUUGAAAUUAUACAUAAGAUAUCAACAGCAAUAGCACAAAGCUUAUGUCCAUCAUUACUGAAGUCUCCACCUGAUGUAGAAGCCCUGCGUAUCUACCUUAUACUACCAGAGUGUCAUUUGUUUGAUCAGCCUCAGUUGUACAGUUCAAUCAUUUGUCCUUUUGCCAAGUCUCUUCUCUCACUGAGCAAAGUUGUUCUAGAUAAAAUCAAUUCAUGGUGGGUACUAAACCAACCAUCUUUUUUUAACAGAUUAGUUGUGAGUUACAAAAAUGUCAUAAAAUAUGUAUUCCACUUACCAGUAACAGUUCAUGAAUUCAGCACAGAUGAAUAUAUGACCCUUCAGUUUGGAUUACUAAUAUCCCUGGAAAUGUUGAGUAUGCUUUAUAUGAUCAAUGAAGCUCAUAAUCAGAUUAUUCCUUAUGAUAAAUUCUAUUUGCCUGAAUUGAAAAACAGUGUGGAUAUUAUAAAUGACUACACCACAUUGGUCCAAGCAUCUGUUUUCCCAAAUCUAAUUAAACAGAAAGCCUUCUACUUUUGCAGUUAUCCAUUUCUGUUUGAUGCUGAAGCUAAAAGUGUAUUACUUCAAACAGAUGCUGCUCUACAAAGGGAGAUGGCUCGUAUAAGAACAGUACAGAACAAUUUAAUGUCAUUUUUUCCACUACAAUGGUUCAAUCCUAAUCUUGGAUGCCUUGAACUGAAAGUAAACAGAAACACUUUAGUAGAAGACACAUUAAAAGAACUGAGAAAAACAGAGCUGACAGAGCUAAAAAGUCCUCUGAAGAUUGUAUUUGAAGAUGAGGAAGCAGUUGAUAUUGGAGGAGUUAGGAAAGAGUUUUUCAUGCUUUUUAUACGUAAACUACUAGAUCCUGAAUAUGGCAUGUUUAAACUUCAUGAAGACUCCAAUUUUCAAUGGUUUGAUCCUUCUUCAUCCAAAGAUUCAAGUAUGUUUCAUAUGUUUGGAAUUAUAUGUGGCCUUGCAAUCUACAACUUUAUCAUGAUAAAUCUUCAGUUUCCAUUAGCAUUAUUUAAAAAGUUGCUAAAAAGACCUGUCACACUUGAUGACCUAACAGAAUUAGAGCCUGUUGCUGGAAGAAGCCUCCAAAACCUACUCGACUAUGAUGAUGAUGAUAUUGAAGAGCAAUUUCUUCUAGAUUUUGAGAAUCUAUGUCCUGAUGGAAAAAGCAGGCUUGUCAAUCACACAAAUAAAGAAGAAUUUAUAGAUCUGCAUGUUGAUAAAUUAUUGAAUAAGUCCGUAGAAGUCCAGUUCAAAGCUUUUAGUGAAGGAUUUCAUAGUGUGUGUGGUGGCAAAGUCUUGGAUUUAUUUCACCCUCAAGAACUCCAGGCCAUGGUAGUUGGGAAUGAAGAUUAUGACUUCACUGAGUUGGAAAAGAACACAGAAUACAAAUUAGACUAUCACAAAUACCACCCAACUAUUAGAAUGUUUUGGGAAGUUUUUCAUUCAAUGAGUAUGACAAACAAAAAGAAAUUUCUAUUGUUUUUGACUGGCAGUGAUCGUAUUCCAGUUUUUGGAAUGAAAGAAGUCAAGAUAAUUAUUGAUCCUGAUACAAGAGGUGAACAAUAUUUGCCUUCAGCACAUACUUGUUUCAACCUCUUACAUUUGCCAAUUUAUAAAGAAAAAUCAACUCUGCAAAAAAAGCUGCUUAUUGCUAUUCAACAAACUGAAGGCUUUGGAAUGAGAUGAAACAUCCUUGAGAAAGAAGAUUCUCAAAUACCAGAAAGCUUUAUAACAUUUCUUUUUUUUUUUAUUUCUUAAAAAAAAAAAAAAAAAAAUAAUGAUAUUCCAUGCUAAGACAUUUCAAUUUUUCAUUAUUGACAAAUAGAUUUCAAUAAGAUUUUAAAACUAGGGGAUGAUUUUUACCAUUUUAUAAUCUUCUUUCUAUAUCAAUAUCAUAGUGACCCACUAAAUGAUCUCAAGUAAAACAUUGUUUUUUUUUAUUCAUCAGUCUAACUCAAUCUACUCUGGUAUAUAGUUUAUUUCAUAAAUAUUUUGAUGCCUUGAAAUUCCAUGAACUUCUUUAUGCUAUAGCACUCCAGCCUAACCAUUUUGACAGCUAUCAUUCACAAAUAUUUUUUUUUAGUCUUAGACCAUUAGUUUUUAAUGUAUUUUUCUAAGGUCUUAUUAAGCUUUUGCUUGUCACUUUUAAUUGUUCAUGAGAUAAAAAAAAAUUAUGAAAAAUGAACCAUUGAGGAAUGGUAGUAAUUUCACCUUCACCUAUUCUUUAGACUGUUGGGGCAACACACUGUUGUUCUACAAUCCUCUCUGUCUUUUGACUUGGAUAGAAUCUCUUUCAAUGACGGGCCCAUCCAUUCUUUUAUAUUGUCUUCCCUUCGUUUUCUCUGUUUUCCUUUUCUUCUUUUCCUGGUAAUGUUCCCUGAAGGAAUGUCUUUUGCAAGCCCUGAGGACCUUGUGAUAUGGCUACAGAGUUUUAGCUUAUGUUUUUUGACGGUAGUCAUUGUUAGGUUCAAUCGCUGUACUAAUACUGCUUCUAAUCUCUUCAUUUGUAAUGCUGUCUUUCUAUGUGAUACUUAGGAUCUUUCUGAAUAGCAUCUCAAUUCCAUUGCUAGGAUCCUCCUCUUUAGUUCUGCAGUCAGCGUCCAAGAUUCGCAAGCAUAUAAGAAUGUGACCAUGACCAUGGAUCACAUCAAUCUGAUUCUAGUGUCAAGAGCUAUGCCUUUGUUUUUUCAGAUUGUUUUAUAAGUGUUGCUGUGAUAUUAAUGAUAAGGGAAAAAAAGAGACACUAUUUGUUUAUUUUAAUGAUUUCUAAAUAGAUUUUUACUGUACCUUGUUAAAAUUGCCAACUAAUCUACAUUUUAAACUCCAAAACUAUUUAAAUUUAUAGGCUCAUGCAACAGGAAUAUUUUGUGAUCACUUAUCAAGUUUCAUUUAUUAUACAUUCUUUUCUUCCUUGUAAAAUAAUAAUGCUUAGUAAAAAUAAUGUAUAUUAUAAAUUGUAUUUGUAGGCUCCACAUGUGACAAAAUAAGAGCAUAUAAUUAUUUACUUAUUUAUACUUCGUUUUGACUUACAAUUUGAAUUCACAAUUUUGCCUUUUAAGUUCAACCUUGGGGUAAUUGGUACUUACAAUACUUAUAGUGUGACCAUGACAGUAGCUUUAUUUACUACUUUUUAAAAAAUGACAUUCAUGAAUUAUUUAUGAAGAAAAUUAUAUAAAUUGUAAUAGCCUUUUUUUGUUAUUAUAUAAGGAUUGGUUGUGAACAGAGAGAUGCUUAUUAGAAGAAAAAAAUUUACCAACCAUUUACACUGUUAUGAAUGCUGACUUAAUGCCUCAUUAAAAGAGUAAUUUUUAUCAGUUAUCAAAGUGAUCAAGUGAUAUUUCACUUUUUGUUUUUACAUCAUCAUACAAGAGAAAAAGUUUCUCUAUUGUUUUUUUUUUAAUGAAUUUUUACUAAAUGAACUUUAUGUGAAAUUUUUAGUGAUCUGUGUAAAGCUGCAUAACAUGCAUGACACUAGAUUGAGAUAUGAAAUAAAUAGUAAAUUUCCCCUUUCAGACCUUGCAGUCUAUAAGGCAGAUGAUGUAAAGGUCAUCUGUCUCUGUGGCCUACGGUUAACGAGGGUGUCAUGUGGCCAGCACAAUGACCAACUGCAUAUACUUUUCCCCAACUAAUGUCAGGUACCCAUUUAGAGCUGGGUGGACUCAGAGGCACCCAAAGAUCCCAAAGUUUAAAAUCCCAGUCUUCACCAGGAUUUGAACCCCUGGUUUGGAAGCCAAGCACUUUACCGCUCAGCCACCAUGCCUCCUAACAUUAGAAAUGCUUAGGACAAAAUUAUAUUCUUUUUUGAAGUAAUGUCUGUAGUUUAUAAGAUAAUUAAACUAAAAAGGUGCAAAAAUACACUCACUUUGAUUUUACAAACGUUUUGUUCUCUUGAGGCUAAUAAAUAGAUCUAGAUCUAGUUAUUUUUUACAAACUCAUUAUAGAGAUGGAAAUCAUUCAGCGCAAAAGAAAAAAUGCUUUUAAUUAGCAUAACAGUUUAGAAAUCUAAUGAAAAUCAAACUGAUAAAUAAACAAAUGUGACAGAAUAAACAAAGCUCUAUUUCUAA